GGUCAGAUGUCUUGGUUUGGCUACGAGACUCCUCGGAGUUUCUGGGAUUACAUAAAAGCUGCCUGCAGUAAAGUACCUCAUAACUGCAUCCGAAGCAUUGAGAGCAUGGAAAAUGUGCGAUCAUCUAGAGCGAAGGGCAGGGCGUGGAUCAGAGUUGUCCUGAUGGAGAAAAGACUUUCAGAGUACAUCACAUUUGCACUGAGGGACUUCAGAGCCAGCAGGAGGUUUUAUGAGGACGGAGCGAUCAUGCUGGGAGAGGAAGCUGGGCUGUUAGCCGACACGCUCAUCGGACUCAACACCAUCGACUUCAGCUUCUGUCUGAAAGGUGAGGGUCUGGAUGGCAGCUGCCCUGCUGUGAUUGACUACACGCCUUACUUGAAGUUCACUCAGAGCGCAGACAGCAUCAGUAGUGACGAGGAGGAGAUGAGGACUCUGGGGAGCAGUGGCAGUGAGAGCAGCACACCUGACAAAACAGCCACGGCUGCCUCCAUCUUUACUGAGCAGAGCAACCUGGUCAGCAAGUGCAAACGCUUCGAGCAGAAGUAUCGCAUGGCACUGGAACAAAAGGGCUACCUGGAAGAGCUUGUCCGUCUACGAGAAGCCCAGCUGUCAGAAGCUGUGUCCCAAAGCAAAGCCCUUCAGCAGAGCCUGGCAGACACACACCUCUCCCACACACUGGAGAAAGAACAGCUUGAGUAUAUCAUAUUGGAACUACAGGACCAAUUGACAGUGCUUAAAAACAACGACUUGCGAUCUAGACAAGAGUUAACGGCUCAUCUGACCAAUCAGUGGCCAUCUCCCGAUGCCAUGGAUGCCAAUGCUGUUGCCUUGGAUACACUGCUGUACAGGAAGACUACAGGACCGUGGGAGGAGAAGAGUUUCCGGAGUCUGGAGCAGCUCUCUGCAGACAUGAGCAUUUCCCAGAAUUCUCUCGAACCGUCCCACAUGCUGAGUCUGGAGGCCAGGUCGGCCAACUCAAAGUGGACUCACCAAGGCAAAGAAGAAACGCCUUCUCUAAGAGGUCUGUGUGGCUCCCUGACCUCAGUCACCAGCUACAAGUCUCUGGCCAGCCUGAGGUCGAAUGAAUGUUUGGCCAGUCCUACAACAGAGGUCAGCAGCCCAGGUUUCACUCCUUCAUAGGGAAUGAAGAGUUAAAAACGCCUUUUGGCCAGGGCCAGAUAAUCCAGGAACCUUCUCCGUGUUGGAAAUUGUUUGUAGAGGUUUAUGUUAUGUAUGUGGAACUUGAGGAUCUGGUGUAGCAUGAUCUUAACCAGCUCCAUCAGUCUGAAUGACGUCUUAAUAAUGUUCCACACCGAUGAAAUGACAGCGGAUCUUCAAAUGGAACUUUAUCAGUAUGUGUUCAGUGUUUAGUUUUGUUUGUUUUUAUCUGUGGAGCAUUGUUGAUUUCUAUUUUACGAAGUAUUAGUCUGAAUUAUGUCACUUUACAGCCCAGAGGGGGCAGUGAAAAGGCUGCGCCUCUCUUAGGCUCUAUAGAUUAUACCAUACUGAAAAUGCUGACUAGGUCAGAGGUCUGAGGGGGAAAAAUGAAAGACUACAAACCAGAGUGUCACUGAAUUGUUUUCUGUUGAUAAAGGGAUGUAUUCAUAUUUUUGGUUCUGUUGGUGGUGCCAUAAAUCACCCUUUUCUUCUAUUUGUGAUGGUUAAUGUGCCUGUUUUGUCUCAGUACGUCAUCAGUGUUUGGGAUGAGGCAAUCUUUGUUGUCGGGUGUAGAUGUUUUUCUUCAGUUUUUCAUCAGCCUUAUGUUGCCACUGUUGUGUAUCAAGCAGUAUCACAUGGUUUUGUUCUCAGGUAAGGAUCACUAUGAGUAAUAACCACCCCAAAUUUCUGGGUUUUAUUUUAAAGUUGAGCUUUAGUCCCUUUAAUUAUUAAAAUGCAGUAUUUCACUGUAAUGGCUGGUUACCGUGGAUAGAUUAUUGUUUAAAGUCUGUGUUGCGAUUCAGUAUGAAUACAAUUUGUAUUGUUGGUAACUAAGCCGUGUACCUCAACACUAGACUCAUUACUUUUUGCCUUCACCUCGUUCCAGCGGUCGUUUGCACAGACAUACAGCAGAUGUUUUACUGGAUUUACCUUGUUAUUCUUUAUUUGAAUAAACUCUACUGAAACA
Molecule: messenger RNA, 2125 nt
Organism: Neolamprologus brichardi
Lineage: Eukaryota; Metazoa; Chordata; Actinopteri; Cichliformes; Cichlidae
Source: RefSeq, a predicted model, not a curated record